GGAGACACCCCCGCCCGCCGCAGCGCCGCCGCGCGUGCGCACGGCAGGGGCGUGACGCCGGCGGCCGUUGGACCAUGGCGACUGUGGCUGAGCUGAAAGCCGUUUUAAAGGACACCUUGGAAAAAAGGGGAGUGUUAGGACAUUUAAAAGCAAGGAUCCGUGCUGAAGUUUUCAAUGCCCUGGACGAUGAUCACGAACCACGACCAUCAUUGUCUCAUGAAAACCUUCUAAUUAAUGAAUUAAUUAGGGAGUAUUUGGAAUUCAACAAAUAUAAGUUCACAGCCUCUGUCCUCAUAGCAGAGUCUGGUCAACCCAUAGUUCCAUUGGACAGACAGUUUCUCAUCCGUGAACUAAAUGCCUUUGAAGACUCAAAGGAUAACUCAAUUCCUCUGUUAUAUGGAAUUUUAGCCCAUUUCUUGCGUGGUCCCCCUGACGGCAUGCAGAAUAACGUGCUUCUGACAGAGUCGACACUCCAGCCUCCAAACAGGCGUCCCAGCUGGAAGCCCAACAGAAGGCCGAAGGAUGACCGCCUGCGGAAGGACACGGAGCUGAGCACCGUGACUGAAGAGCAGAGUGCUGCUGCACAGCCACUCAGUAGAUGACACAUGCAGCCGGCAGGCUUCUGACCGCAGCUGUGCAUGAGGGUCACUAGCUCCUUACUCCCAGCACCAUCGCCUAGACCACUGUAGCACGGGAGCCUCUCUGUAUUCUGCCCCUCAAGGGUUACUGCGUCUGUGAAAAGCUGAUGCCAGAAGCCACUGGAGAGAAAAAAAUGUGUUGUUUUCAGGAUUUCUUUUCUUUUCUUUUUUUAAGACAGGGUUUCUCUCUGGCUUUGGCGGCUGUCCUGGAACUCGCUCUGUAGACCAGGCUGGUCUCGACCUCACGGAGAUUCAUCUGCCUCUGCCUCCCGAGGGCUGGGAUUAAAAGUGUGUGGCGCCAGCAUCACCUGGCCUAAAGUUGUUAAGUUUAUUUUUUGCCCCUUUGUGCAAAGGCCACCUCUAGGGCUGUGGAUACGCCUCCAGUAAAGCACUUGCCUUAAAUAUGUAAGACCCUGGGUUCAGUCCUAGCCCUGGAGAAAAGAAAACAGAAGUACAGAUAUUUGUCUAUAUGCUCUGCUCAUUGAAUUUCCUUCAGCUAGACUUAUGUAGACCUGUGGGAAAAUUCAUUCAUGUUUUGAAAAAAUAUUUAAAGUACAUUAACACCAGAACUUAUUCUAUGAAGUUUUGGUUUUUGUUGUUGUUUUUUUUUGUUUGUUUGUUUGUUUUUAAGAAAUGUCUGAAUUACUGUCUGCCCUGGCUAAUUUUGUCUCAGCUUGACACAAGCUGGGGUCAUUUGGGAAGAGGAUCUCUCAACUGACAAAAAUCCCUCUAUUUGAUUGACUUUUGGGCAAGUCUUGUUCAUUUCCUCACUAAUGUUUUCAUCUGGGAGGUUCCAGCCCAUAGUGGGUGAUGUCACCCCUGGGCAGUUGGUCCUGGGUUCAGAAAAAAAAAACAGGUUGAGCAAGCCAUGGGGAGCAAGUCAGUAUGUAGCAGGCCUGUGGUGUUUCCCUGAGUUCACUCGGUGGUGGCCGUGAUGUGGAGCUGUCAAUUGAAAUAAACCUUCUCCUUCCCAGGUUGCUGAUGGUCAUGGUGAAAACCACUGCCUAAUGUUGAUCUUUAAACAAAUAGCAAUGCUCUGUCCCCAAGAAGAGAGUUUGGCUUCUACUAGGGGAUUUCAUGAUAAAAUAAAGGGGCAAAUAAUUCUUUUA
Messenger RNA from Mesocricetus auratus (golden hamster), 1747 nucleotides. It is a transcript of the gene Cep20, whose product is annotated as centrosomal protein 20. Gene Ontology annotation, cellular component: ciliary basal body; motile cilium; centrosome. The record is from RefSeq and is a predicted model, not a curated record. The transcript has 5 exons. Gene Ontology annotation, molecular function: protein binding. The coding region runs from base 75 to 602 and encodes 175 amino acids. NCBI's taxonomy places the organism in Eukaryota, Metazoa, Chordata, Mammalia, Rodentia, Cricetidae. Gene Ontology annotation, biological process: microtubule anchoring; cilium assembly.